Messenger RNA from Lutra lutra (Eurasian river otter), 1436 nucleotides. RefSeq names its product tumor suppressor candidate 1 (gene TUSC1). The transcript has a single exon. Lineage: Eukaryota; Metazoa; Chordata; Mammalia; Carnivora; Mustelidae. The coding region runs from base 108 to 737 and encodes 209 amino acids. The record is from RefSeq and is a predicted model, not a curated record.
UCCUCCUCCGCCGUUGCCCCGGCCGCCCCGCCGGGCCCCGAAGUCGCCCGCGCCUUGGCGCCAGCCCCUUGGCCCGCGGCGCUGGCGGCGCGGUUGGGACAGGACGGAUGUGGCGCAUGCGUGGUGGCGCCACUAGGCGCGGGAGCUGCGGCGGUGGGGACGGCGGUGGGGACAGCCGCGGGCAGGGCCGCCCCGGCCGGGCUCGUGGGGGUGGCGGCAUCGGCGGUGGCGUGGGCUGGCGAGGCCGUGCGGGCGGCGCCCGACAGCAGCUGGAGGAGCGGUUCGCCGACCUGGCUGCGAGCCACCUGGAGGCCAUCCGCGCGCGGGACGAGCGGGACCGGCAGAACGCGCGGCUGCGCGAAGAGAACGCCCGGCUGCGGCUUGAAAACCGGCGGCUGAAGCGCGAGAACCGCAGUCUCUUCCGUCAGGCUUUGCGGCUUCCCGGCGAGGGUGGUGACGGGGCGGCCACAGAGGCGGCCAGGGCCACCGCGGUCCCCGAGGAGGCCAGCACGAACCGGAGGGCGAGAGGCGGCGGCCUGGAGAACGAGCCCGGCAGCCCCAGGGCCCUGAGGGCCCGGCUGGAGAAGCUGGAGGCCAUGUACCGCCGGGCCCUGCUGCAGCUGCACCUCGAGCAGCGGGGGCCGCGUCCGUGUGGCGACAAGGACGAACCGCCUUUGCGCGCACCCGAGUCAGGCCUGCGCGCCCAGGACCCGGAGGCCCCAGAGCCCUGGCUGUAGCCGGAGGCCGCGGCCGGGGAGAGGCGGGGCCUCGCGCGGCCCCACCUUCUCCGCUCGAGGCUCCCGCACCUAGCAACGCCCUGGGCCCCCCGCAGCAGGACUGGACCACUGCGCCCUCCGCCUCCCGCCCCGCGCUACCCAGCGAGGUUCGGCGUCGGUCGCCUGCGGUUGAGAGCUUGCGGGGCCCACUGGAUCCCCACAGUGCAGAGCACCUGCCUCUUGCCCCUGCUGGCUUCCAAGGGUUGAGGCCUAGAAACCGAGGGGCGGGUUUGACAACAGCAAGAAAUGGGUGCCAGUCAACACGUCCUAAUGUCUGAACUUUUCAGGGUGUUGUGAUGACCUCUUCUCCUUUUUCUUUUCCCCCCUUCCUGUUUUGGUUCUAUGAGGAAUGAAUAAUGCAUUUUGAGUUGGUUGAAUUUGUUGUUCAUACUUCAGUCCCCUAAAACCUCUAGCCAUUAUCUCUUACAUGGUCAACAUUUGCUUUUGUAAGUCAGUAUUACUUGAAUAUCCUAUAAAGUACCACCUUUUUAUUAAAAAGAUAAUAUUUAUUACUUAGGAAAUCCUAUGUCUGCCCCCUGCUCUAGUCCUUAAACAUAUACAUUGAUUUGUUUACCCCCAGGAAAUUUUUAAAAUAUCUGCCUACAAGUGAUCUUUUAAAUUGGUAAAUAAAUCUGAUGCAUUAAAAAUAACCUAGAUACA